This is a messenger RNA of Oenanthe melanoleuca, 1830 nucleotides long. It is a transcript of the gene THAP5, whose product is annotated as THAP domain containing 5. Lineage: Eukaryota; Metazoa; Chordata; Aves; Passeriformes; Muscicapidae. Bases 183 to 1394 code for a protein of 403 amino acids. The record is from RefSeq and is a predicted model, not a curated record. Gene Ontology annotation, cellular component: nucleus. The transcript has 3 exons.
CCGCCACCCGCCGCUGGGGGCGCUGUGAGCAGCGGGGCCGCCCCUGGCCCCGCCCAUCCCAUCGCGGCCCGGCCCAUCCCGGCCCAUCCCAUCCCAGCCCAGCCCAUCCCGGCCCAGCCCAGCCCAUCCCGGUCCGGCCCGGCCCGGCCCAUCCCGCCCGGCCGUGCCCGCCGGUGGCCGCCAUGCCGCGGUACUGCGCCGCCACCCGCUGCAAGAACCGCGGCGGCCAGAGCGCCAAGGACCAGCGCAAGCUCAGCUUCUACCCAUUUCCACUUCACGAUAAAGAGAGACUUGAGAAAUGGUUGCGGAAUAUGAAGCGAGAUUCGUGGACUCCAAGUAAGCACCAGCUGCUCUGCAGUGACCAUUUUACCCCCGAUUCCCUGGAUGUGCGAUGGGGGAUACGCUACCUGAAAAAUACUGCUGUGCCAACUAUUUUCUCUUCCCCAGAUGAUGAGGAAAAAGAUUCUUCUCAGAACACUCCACAACAGGUACAGAAAGAAGACCAGGAGCAAACAAAUGUUGUGUUAGAGAAAGUGUGUAUGCAACUUGAACCUUGUACACCAAAGAAAAAUUCUGUGAUUGCACAAAAUGUAGAUGAAAAAGCAGAAGUGGUUUGUUCAACUGCACUGAGUAAACCUUUACAAAUUCAAAACCUGCAGCUUCCGAAUGAAGGUGGCUUUCUGGCAGACAGUGUCAUUCUUGACAGUUCAUCUAAGCAGUACGUACAUCAGCCUAAUCCUGUUUUAAUGACAGCAGCAGUCCAGGGCAUGGAAGCUACCAGUGUUCAUACUUCUGUAGAGGAUUCAGGAGGUUGUACAGCUACAGUCCUGCAGUUUACAGACCCUGACUACUCAAAUUCAUCUCUGAAACUGGACAGUGCCUUAGGCUUGGUUACUGACUAUGCAGUUGAAAAUUCUGUCCCUCACGUGGUCUGUUCUGGUGAAGUGCAGACAAGUGAAGAUGCAGUUCUACUGAGUACAGUCACACAAACUAUUGAACAGUUCAGUGGAAGUGAAGAGUCUGUCAUUGCUAUUAUUAUGCCAGCUGAGAAUCCAGAAGAGCCUGAAAGAGUAAAUAGUUCUUUCCUGCCUGUUAGUGAAGAGUUUCUUGACAUUGAGGGGACAGAAGUGAUUGAAUAUGACAGGAAUGAAAUACUGCAGACUGAGCAUUCAUACUGCAGACAAGACAUAGACAGAGAUCACCUUUGGCAAAAUAUUUCGAAACUCCACUCUAAGAUAACUUUACUUGAAAUGCAGGAAGUAAAAACUUUGGGGAGGCUCAGGUCGUUGGAAGCUCUUAUUAGACAAUUGAAGCAGGAAAACCUACUUUCUGAAGAAAAGCUGAAAAUGGUAGAAAACUACUUUACAACACUCGAAGUGACUAUGAUUCAGUAAAGGCUUUCAAGUGAUGGUUCUAAAAUAUCUUUUUAGCCUCUUUGACUGUACUUUUGGACAAAUUAACUUUUUUUCCAGUUGUGUUUUAAACGUCUAAUGCAAAUUGUGUGAAUAGCAAAUAUUCUUUAAAAUGUUACACCAACCAAAGCUAAGUGGUAGAAUGUUGUCUGUGAGACAUGACUGGAAAGUAAGAUUUAAAAAAAAACACUGAAUUGGGCAAAGUUUUAAGUCUGUAGGCUUCUCUUAAACAUGUAGUGCCUGUAUCUGGGACAGCAGUGGAAUGGACAGAAUAAGCAUAUAGGAUGAAGAAUUAUACAUGUAUAUAUAUGCAUUGUCCAGUGAGGCCAAAAUUGCUCUUUAGUUUUCUGUUCGACUAACAUUUGUUCUGAUAGUUUUUUGUACGCUUUGAUCUUAUUAAAAUUGUUUCUGCAUAAAA